GUGACAUAUCAAUGUUUUCUAAUUGGUUUUUUUUUGUUAUAACAUAAGUACCUAUCUAAUAAAUGUAAAAUAAUAAAAAUUCUUUAUUAAUAUGUCUACCAAUAACUUAUCAACUGUUUUAAAAUCGUGUUCAGAGAGUGAGUUAAUUAAUGAAAUUUCUGAUGCUACUAAUAUGACACCAAAGCAAGUUGAGGGAUCAAGACUUAAACGUACCUUUACAUUGCCUCGCAAUCCCUUUGGAACUGUUAAAGCUACAUCUAGCAAGAGUAAAAGUAACGAGUGUGAUAAUAAACCGUCAACUGCUAUAUCUGAAACGGGAGAGUCUCAAAAGGAUGUUGGUGUUAUUGAAAGGAAGUUGUUCAGAAGGCCAUCAUGGAAAAGGUUUCUGAAUAAAAUAGCUCAACAUAUGAGUACUGUUAAUGUAUCGGGAGUUAAAUCUGCACCAGCCACUUUGAAUGGCGAAAGAGUACCGUGUAGUGGGGAUCCACCAUGGCCUCCUGGCUCUACUCCAGCUGUGACUGGGAUCAAGAAUCAUGGCAACACUUGUUACAUGAAUGCUGUAUUACAGUGCCUUUCUCACACAGAUGUCAUUGCAGAAUAUUUCGUACUAGACCAUUAUAAAGUGGAUUUACAGAAACGAAACAAAAUAAAUUCAAAAAAAUAUGGAACACGAGGAGAAGUAACUGAACAAUUAGCAGCUCUGUUAAAAUCACUUUGGGCUUGUCACUACUCUCCUGAUAUGAGUACUACCUUUAAGGGUGCAGUUGAAAGGCAUGGUACCCAAUACAGAGGGAACAGCCAGCAUGAUGCGCAAGAAUUUUUGUUUUGGUUACUGGACAAAGUUCAUGAAGAUUUGAAUACUGCAACAAAGAAAAAAUACAAAACAAUUAAGAAUACUUGUGGGAAGCCCGAUGAAGUAGUGGCUGCUGAAACAUUGGCUAAUCAUGCUCGUAGAAAUAGCUCAUUUGUUCAAACUGUUUUUCAAGCUCAGUACAGGUCAGCGCUGACAUGUGCCAAGUGUGAUCGUACGUCAUGCACGUUUGAUCCGUUUCAUUGCGUGAGUGUGCAAUUACCUUCAAGGUUGGCUACAGCACAGCCAUCCCCACUUCCUGUUAAUGUAGUUUACGUCAAUCAGCAACCUCGCCAAGUGCGUAUUGGCGUAGAACUUGCACCAACCGCUACUAUGGAGGACUUGCGGACUACAUUACACAGUGACACCGGCAUUGAUCGCGACCAUAUAAUAUUAGCAGAAAUUAAUGAGACAGGGUGGUGUAAUGCCCGAGCGAGUUGGGAGGUGGCAGGCAUUGAUUUCGGCGCUUUGUAUUGUAUGGAGGCACCGCCACUAUUACAAACUCCAACUACGCCGUAUUUAUUGCUAUUAUGGGUUAAUAUGCUUGAUGGCGAGAGAUUUGGUUCACCUUAUGCAAUGCAAGUACCUCGUGAGAUUUCUUAUGAGGAUCUUCAGAAAUUGAUGCUAAAAGAAAUGUGCCAAAUAGUGGCGGAACGAGUUUUGGAGAAUGUGCAGGGUUCUGAUAUAUUUAAGGCUAGGAUUGCUGAAGCACAUAGACCUAAAGAUCCAGCAUAUUUGCAACCCGAGUUGCCGCACCCGUUGUUCGCGCUUGACGUGGAGCAAGCUCUGUGCGCACACGACAAACACUCUCACCUUCGGCUUGAACUACUGUGGGACCCCGCGCAUAGAGAUAGCAUAAUCCGGUGGGUGGGCGAGGCGUGCGAGGUACACGUGUCUGCGGGCCCGGCGCCGCUCACGCUUGACGCCUGCCUCACGCACUACACGCGCGCUGAGCGGCUCGCACAGGAGGAUGCCUGGAGAUGUCCUCAGUGUCAACGAUAUAUGCCAGUAGUAAAAACCCUCGGUCUUUGGUCACUACCGGAUGUUCUAGUAAUACACUUGAAGAGAUUUAGACAGCAAGCCAAAGGUCGUACGAGUACAAAAUUAACAACUAUGGUAGAGUUUCCUUUGAACGACUUCGAUAUGACGCCGCACCUUGUCACACGGAACUCGGCGACAGCUGAAUCACCUGGACAUUCAAGGUCACCACGUAGAAGGCAUUCUAAAACGCCAACCUGCGGUUCAGAUGAGAAUAUGUAUGAUCUGUACGCCAUUUGCUACCAUCAUGGCGAUGACUUGGAAACUGGACACUACACCGCAGCUUGCAAGAAUCCGUACGAUGGUCACUGGUACAAAUUUGAUGAUUCCAGGGUAACCCUGGUCAAUGAUGAGAAUGCAUACAGCGAAUUGGUAGAUAAUACGGCAUACAUGCUAUUUUACAAACGGAAAAAACCCAACAUAUCACAUUCUUAUACUACAGACGAUCACAGUAGUCAUUGGGCGUUACGUAUGCCUAAAUACGUAAAGCAAACGAACGACACAUUAAACGAGCUUACGGAAGUCAAGGAGGAGCAUGUUGAUGACCUAAAAAUUGAGAUACCGAAUAAUGAACCGGAGUCAGAAUCUGACGCUACCGCUCCGACAAACAGCCCUUUGUCCAGAAGUGUUGAGAGUCUGCCCGACGAUAAUAUGAAUGUACCGCCGUCUCCAGCGAAAGUAAUAACCACAGUUGUUCACAAUACAGCUUCUAUAAUACAAUCACCUACUUUGCAGCGACCAUUGAUAGUCGAAGUAAACGGGAAUAAAGCGAACGAUGAUGCGAACGAAAACGAGUUAAGUGUAUCCAUUGAACCUUACAUUCAUAAAGACGUACACGUAAACCCCAAGAUGACGCCAGUGGACACUAGGCGACCGCGGUCUGUCGAUUAUCCCGCCAAGUCAAACGCGACGUCUACUAGUCGAGACUCGAACAGAAACUAUGAGAGUUCACCGUUGGUCGCCAGUAUAAAUGGAGUUGAAUAUAAUCCAACUACAGAAAAUCUGAUGUUGUCCAUGUUUCAAGAGUCCAAAUAUAUUGUCCCAAGGCAUGCCAACCACAUCGCAGGGGAAUCUCAUAGAGCAGGUGAGAAAUCAUCUGUGUGGAAAACUCGAAUAUCCACAUGAGAACAGAUAGUUGUGUCUGAUGGAUGUGACCAGCCCUCUCCUAUGUUAACUCUAUGCCCAAAAUUAGAUCUGGUUCCAAAUAGUUGACAGUUAAGUCAUGAUUAAUUAAGGCGUAAAUGCUGUGAGUGUCAGUGGAUCCGAAUACGACAUCUUUAUAACUGCCUUCCACUUAGGGAUGUACGAUAUUGGAAAAAGUAUAUUUGUAAUGCUCUAUAUGACCAUAGGCUUGUUAUAAUGCUGCUUGGCUUAUUUAUUGUGAUUAUUUUGAUAUGCAAAUAUUUCUUGGUUACUUGGAUUUUUAAUAUUUUAAGAUUUUUGUAUUAUGGUCAAGGAUACUUUAACAUUAUUACGACCUUUUAUGGUAAUUUUGUAUUACAUACCAAAGAUUGGUUGAAAAUAUACUCAUUAUGGGGAAGGCAAGUAAGUAGCGUUCAAGUUAUAUCAUGUAUUAUCUAUUUAUAAUAAUAUUAUACUCCCUCAUGGUAACUUUAUCCUAAAGGACCAAGUUUACACAGUACCUAUGUGAUUCGUAUGUUCUGCUUGUCUUCCUCAAUAUACUAACAAAUUUGAUAACAUGUGUGUUGUAGUGCUGUUACUGAGAAAUCUAUUUAUACAUUGUGUAGAUAUAAUGUCACAGAGUAACUAGUAGGGUUAUAGUUAGCGGGCGUAAUAAACGAAUUUUCGUAACACACUUGUGCCUUGGCCCUAGGGAUGUUGUGAUUUUAAAAUUUAACCAAAAGCAUGAUGAAUGCAUGCUACAAUAAAAUUUAAUUCAUAAUUACGUGUAAUUAGAAUACACAUGUCAUGGAAUACUUCAUAAA
This is a messenger RNA of Achroia grisella, 3834 nucleotides long. RefSeq names its product ubiquitin carboxyl-terminal hydrolase 15 (gene Usp15-31). Bases 92 to 3013 code for a protein of 973 amino acids. NCBI's taxonomy places the organism in Eukaryota, Metazoa, Arthropoda, Insecta, Lepidoptera, Pyralidae. Gene Ontology annotation, biological process: protein deubiquitination. Gene Ontology annotation, molecular function: cysteine-type deubiquitinase activity. The transcript has 14 exons. The record is from RefSeq and is a predicted model, not a curated record.